CACAUUUGGAAGAACUGUAUGCUUUGAAUUGGUAAAAUCAGAAAUGCAUGACUGCUACAACAGAAAAAUAACCCUGCUGACCUUUAUUUAACAGUACUUGCAAUGCUAGUUACCAGUGUGACUUUGAAUGUAAAAAACAGUAGAUUAGACAACUGCUAUUUUUACUUUUAAGGGAGUAGGCAUCAGUAUUAUAUAGCAUAUGAAGAAGAAUCAUUCUGUACAGUUUUCCUUGCAGAUUUAAGCAGACGCAGUUCCAUAACUGGACACCUAGCACAAACACUCAAGAUUCACAAGAGAUCCCGCUUGUUCUGUUGUCAGAGGUGUAUUGGGUUAACUAGAAGGGGGAUGGUAGCGUGGAGGAGGGGUCUUCUCUUGGUACCAUUUGAUCAAUACAGAGCUUUGAAGAUCAGAACGAUUACAGCUGGGCCUCUGGACAGCAGUUGGGGUUUACUGGACAACAAAAAAAGCUUUUUUUUUGUCAUCUCACUGGAGCUUACACAUUCUGCUCUUUACAGCUGGAUGAAAGACAAGUGCCAUACUAAACCGUGGAGAAAGCAAGCCUGGGAAGCUGAUGGAAAGCAGUUUUCAAAGUUACCAAUGGAUGUGAGCAACUUGCAGUUUUGGAUGUACAACUAGAAGUGGAGAGACCUGUAGACCCAUUAAAGUUUUAACUGGAGGGUAAAAGAUAUUAAUUCAGCUAUUUACCAGGAGUUUGCCACAUUUCGACAGAUCCAACAGAAACAACAUAGCACACAUUUUGUAGUGCUGUUCAGUAAAUAUGGAUAAUAUUAGGAGCACUCAAAACACCUUGUUACUCCACUGGAUAACAGACAUGAUUCCUGACCCUUGUUUGCUCUUCCUAUGUCCUGUGAUACCAUUGGUCAGGUAGACGUUGUUUUCUAAUAAGAAGCACUGAAUUUCUGUGUUCACCGUCAUGUUGUCUGUAUGCUGCCACUGUAUGGUGCUACUUUCAGUAUCGCAAGUCCUUGCACUCAGCUUUCCUGAAGACGAUGAGCCUGUUGAAACUGUGGACUACCAUUAUUCAAAGCAAUAUCCUGCUUUCAGAGGGCGGCCUUCUGGUAAUGAAUCUCAGCAUAGGUUGGACUUCCAGCUUAUGAUGAAAAUCAAAGAUAUGCUGUAUAUCACUGGCAGGGAUCAGGUUUAUGCUGUAAAUUUAAAUGAUAUUCCGAAGAAUGAAAUUGUCUACAGUAGGAAAUUAACAUGGCGGUCAAGGCAGCAGGACAAGGAAAACUGUGCUAUGAAGGGCAAACACAGAGAUGAAUGCCAUAACUUUAUUAAAGUUUUUGUUCCGAGAAAUGAAGAGAUGAUUUUUGUCUGUGGUACAAAUGCCUUUAACCCCAUGUGCAGGUACUACAAACUGGAUAUACUGGAUUAUGAUGGUGAAGAAAUAAGUGGUCUGGCAAGAUGCCCAUUUGAUGCCAAGCAAACCAAUGUUGCUCUGUUUGCAGAUGACAAGCUUUACUCAGCUACUGUUGCAGAUUUUCUGGCUAGCGAUGCUGUUAUCUAUCGCAGUAUGGGAGAUGGUUCUGCUCUAAGGACAAUAAAAUAUGAUUCUAAGUGGUUGAAGGAGCCCCAUUUUUUGCAUGCAAUGGAAUAUGGCAGCUAUGUUUACUUCUUCUUCAGGGAGAUCGCUGUAGAACACACCAAUCUGGGCAAGGCUGUGUAUUCACGAGUGGCACGCAUAUGUAAAAAUGAUAUGGGAGGAUCUCAAAGGGUACUGGAGAAACACUGGACCUCAUUUGUAAAGGCUCGCUUCAAUUGUUCUGUUCCUGGUGAUUCAUUUUUCUACUUUGAUGUUCUGCAGUCUAUUACAGACAUAAUAGAAAUCAAUGGCAUCCCUACUGUUAUUGGAGUAUUCACUACACAGCUAAAUAGCAUCCCAGGGUCGGCUGUGUGUGCUUUUAACAUGCACGAUAUAGAAAGAGCAUUUAAAGGCAGGUUUAAAGAACAGAAAAGCCCAGACUCUGUUUGGACAGCUGUGUCUGAGGAUAAGGUUCCAAAACCCAGACCAGGAUGUUGUGCUAGACAUGGUUUGGCAGAAGCUUACAAAACCUCUAUCGAUUUCCCUGAUGAAACCCUAUCCUUCAUCAAAUCCCAUCCUCUGAUGGACUCCGCUGUUCCUUCAGUCAAUGAGGAGCCUUGGUUCACAAAAACACGGGUCAGGUACAGGCUGACAGCAUUAGCAGUGGACAGUACAGCAGGCCCAUAUCAGAAUUACACAGUCAUGUUUAUUGGCUCUGAGGCCGGUGUGAUACUUAAAGUCUUGACAAAGACUAGUCCUCUUUCUUUAAGAGACAGCGUAUUAUUGGAAGAGAUUGAUGUUUAUAAUCCUGCAAAAUGCAGUGUUGGUGGAGAUGAAGACAGAAAAAUCAGAGCAUUACAGCUGGACAAAGAACACCAUGCUGUCUUUGUAGCUUUUUCUAGCUGCGUUAUUCGACUUUCAUUAAGUCGCUGUGAGCGUCAUGGAACAUGUAAAAGAUCUUGCAUUGCUUCGCGAGACCCAUACUGCGGAUGGUUGGAUCAGGGUGUCUGUGGAAGGGUAAAGCCUGGAGUGUUUACUGGCUAUGAACAAGACGUAGAAUAUGGAAAUACAGCAGAACUCGGAGAGUGUCAUGAAUUCAUGUCUACUCCAACUACACCAGAUUACAAAGUAAUUGCUGCUUCAACUUCUGACAAGGAGUUCUCAUCAUCUUUUGUUACAACCAUGGCAAGUGAAACAUUAGAGUCCACUGUUGACAUGGACUCCUGGAAACCAAAACUUACUGGCUCACGGAAAUUUGUUCUUCAGGAUGAUCCAGGCACUUCUGAUUAUUUUGACCCAUUGUCAGGUCUCCCAAAGGGAGUGAGAUGGGAAGUGCAGUCAGGAGACUCGAAUCAAAUGGUUCACAUGAAUGUCCUUAUUACUUGUGUUUUCGCUGCCUUUGUUCUUGGAGCCUUCAUUGCAGGAGUAGCAGUGUAUUUGUAUAGAGAUGUCUUCUUGCGCAAGCCUAGAGAAAUGCAUAAAGAUGCAGAAUCUGCACAGUCUUGCACCGACUCGAGUGGCAGCUUUGCUAAGCUUAAUGGACUGUUUGAUAGCCCUGUGAAAGAAUACCAACAAAAUGUUGCACCACCUAAACUGUAUACAAACAUUCUGACCAAUGCAAAGCAACUGCCACCAUCUGGUGACACAAAGCCAACAGUUAAUGACAGCCAAGGGCAGACUCCAGAGCUGGCAGCACUUCCAACACCCGAGUCCACACCAGUGCUUCAGCAGAAGAGUUUACAGCCUAUAAAGAACCAAUGGGAGAAACCCCAUGGCCACAUCAAUUCACGAAAGGACUCACCUCUGAAAAGCCCACAGUUUUUCCCUUCAAGUCCUCCACCCCACUCCCCUUUGAGUCAUGGACACAUUCCUAGUGCAGUUGUCCUUCCAAAUGCCACACAUGACUACAAUACAUCUUUCUCCAAUUCUAAUGCACACAGAAUGGAAAGAAAAAUUGUAAGCAUUGACCAGCCACCACCAAAACAGCCAUCAAAAAGAGAUCACAGAAGGUCUGUGGAUUCAAAAAACACAUUAAACGACUUUUUAAAACAUUUAAAUGAUGCAAGUAAUAAUCCAAAUGGUAUUCUUGGUGAUAUUCCAAUGACACGUCAGCACUUGAGGUUAGAUCCUAUGGUCGACAUGUCUGAAAUUCCACCUAAAGUUCCAAACAGAGAAGCAUCUCUCUACUCUCCAUCUUCAACUCUUCCAAGAAAUAGUCCAUCCAAAAGAGUAGAUGUUCCUAGUACCCCAAGUUCUCCAACAGUACCUGUGGCUUCAGCAGAAAGACAACAUAAUUAUCACAAGAAUUCCACACAAAGACAUUCAAUCUCUGCUCUUCCUAAGAACAUUAUGUCAGCAAAUGGUGUUUUAGUAUCAAGACAGCCUAGUUUUAAUAGAGGUUACAUUUCUCCCACACCUCCCACAAGAAUGGACUCCGUACAGGGAACACCAAUUAUUAUUCAUUCCCAACCCUCAUUAUCAAGACAAAACAGUUAUACUACAGGCCAUGGUACACUUCCACGGACAGGAAUAAAGAGGACACCAUCAUUAAAACCUGAUGUACCACCAAAACCAUCCUUUGCUCCUCAGAUUACUCCUGUUAGGCAAUUGAACAAAUAUAGUUACUAACAUUACAAAACAAAUGAAAACUUGAAGGAAAACACUUUGGUGUGAACAUGACUUACAUAGGCUGAUGACAUGUUUUGGUAGGACCUCAAGAAAGUGUAAAAGUGUAAAUUACUGAUAAAGAGAGAAAAAAAAAAAACAACCGGCCAAAGAACCUACCAUUACUGCAGCAGCUAGACGUAAGUACUACACCACAGAAUCGGCAAGACAUGCUUGUCGAAAACAAAAGAAUGUGCUGGUCAUUGUAUCUCUUUUGUUUCAAAGUUAUGGAGAAAAGAGGCAGAGAGGGGCUACCCUAUAUUUUACAAAGAGCUGAUAAUAAGGAAACGUACAUGGAAAUGGGUUCCAAUGUUCACUGCCACUGUUGUGGUCUUCCCGUGAAAUGUGAACUGUGACUAAAUAGGUACGCAUUUUUUGCCAAUGCACAAAUGGCAGAAAAUGAUAACAUUUCAACAAAUGUACUUUGGCUGACUAGAAAGGUGCUUAGACUUGAAUUGAACUGUGGUCCAAGUGUAGCAAAUACAUUACUAAUAUGUAGUACCUGUUGUGCCACAAAAACUGUGUACUAUAUGUCAUAGGAUGCACUUAUACUAAACACUGCAUCUAUUUUGUUGUGCAUUUGUUUACACAGAGCAUAUAUUACACGUUAACUGAAACCGAACCUUAAUGUUAUACUUUACCUCCAUGAUCCACUGGUAUCAGAUAUGUGAUAAAGCAGCUUUUAAUUUUUAAUGUAGCAUCAGAUGGAUGAAUUUGAGCCUUUUUUGUUUUGGUGCUGCUAGUCAGAUAGAGUUGUAUGUUUUUAGUUAAUAAUGCACUAUGCACCAGUAAUCCAAGCAGAACUCUUCUCAGUCUUGGGCUACUUUUGCCCACUGUGACUUUAAACCUCAGUACACGUCAUGAAAGAGGUCUGAAAUGCUUCAUUAUGUUGUUACAAGUACUGUAAAAAACCCUGUUUCAUAUUGAUCAAUUCUGUUAUUAACAAUAAUGGGAUGAAGCAUGUUUCCCAAACUGGUCAUCAGCUGAUUUUUCCAAAAAUUAUGACACAGCGAAAAAUUGAAGACAGUGCAAUUGUUUUAUGUAGUGCUACUGUAGAAAAGUCCUCUAAAGUCAUGCAGGUAAUGACAGUUUCUGUAUGUGUCUUACACCUUUACCUGAUUCUGUGCUUUUUGUGCCUUACUUUGUUAGGUUUGUAAACCACUUAAAACAAUUCUAUCAAGUGUUCUUUCUAAGGCCCAUCAGAUGUUCUGGCUGUUUGAUGUGUCUUUCAGAGUCUCAACUGAUCAAAAUAUGUAACUGAAUUACUAAUAAGCAGUCUGCUGUAAGGGAAAAACACACAAGUAUCUGCAACAACAAACAUUCUUUCUGAGUUGUUUUAAAGUUUAGAACAGAUUGUGUCUGCAGUGUUCAGUGCUACAGAGAUUGUUGCCAUAACAUGCACAGCUAAAACACUGUUCUCACUGAACGUAAACAAAUCAAAGCAAAAGGCUAUCAACUGAUUUGCAGAAAGAUGCAAGUUGGGCAUAAGACAAAUGGAAUUUUUGUUAUGGUGCAUAUUUUUUGAAAUCAGUUUUACCAUUUGAGGACUAAAGUAUUUUUUUAGUCAUCUUAGUAUAUCUACGUUUAUGUUAUUCAAGGUAAGACAUUAGCAAGACUGAAGCAAAGUCCAAUAAAAUGAAUGUAUUUCAAAGAACACUAAAGUCUUGCCUGCAUAUUUUAUUGUCAGUGGGUUUAGUUUAUUACUAGGUUGUACAUGUUUUAUGUGCUGGAAAGUAAAUUUGGUAAAUGGCAUGGCACUCACAGACCCCAUCUCUUUUCUCUUCGUACAUAUUACUGUUCUCUGUUAGAAGCAAACUCUAAUUACAUAAGAAACACCUGUGUGAAUGGGUGUAUGAAUGGUUGCAUCACUGCUGGAAUGUACACACUUUUUGCAUUUAACCUUUUUUAAAUGUUUUAGCUGUUCUGAUUGUAUGCUGCUGUUGACAGGUGGGAAGAACAGUAUUUCAGUCAUGAAUAAUGCAUGUAUAAUCUUUGUCUCCAGUGACCGGAAAGUAGUCAUAUUUCUCUUGCAGUUUCUGGAUGUGAUUCACAGCCAAAGGGGUUUCUCUUUAUUUAUUUUUUUUAUUUUUUCAUGCUUAGAUUAUAAUAGGCAGGGAUUACUUAAAAAAUUUACUUUCUUAGACAUGGCUACCAAGCAUUUUUGGACAUUUUAACUCCCAGUUCUGACAAUUUCAUUGCUUAUAGUUCCUCAUCUCCUUCUAAAUUAUUCCACUAUUCCCAUCUUUUACAUUAUGAACCAACUGUGAUAACAGAACAGAUAACUCAGGUGUUAUGUGUCUUUGAUGUAAAUGGUUACUGAUCAACUUCUUCAAAAAUAUGUAGCCCUUACAAUGAUCAGAGGAUCUGGUUUCCUAGGUAACAUCUUUCCAGCUUAAAACAAGGCCUCUGUUUACUGUUGUAAUCAUAGUAAAUCAUGUUUCUGACAUAUUUCAGCAUUGUUUAUUCCUUCUGUUUAUCUAUUUGCUUCUGUCAGUCUUUUCAUUAUUUUGAAGUAAUGGUGUAAAAUAUAUCGUCUAGAUUUGGCAUUUGGCAAUCACAAAUAAAGGUUGGUAUUUAGCCAGACUUAAUGUCAUCAGUACUACUCAUUCUUAAAAUGAGUUUUUAGUGUCGCCAUUUUUAGUUUACAAAGAUAUAGCUAUAUUUAUCUAAAUAUAUAUAUAUAUAUAUAUAUAUAUAUAUAUAUAUAUAUAUAUAUAUAUAUUGUGUGUGUGUGUGUGUGUGUGUAUAAAACACACCCAGACACACCUGUGCUCUUGUUGUAUGUUUUAAAUGUUUUAAAGUAGCAUUGUUCUUAGACAAACCAGUAAGGUGCAGAUGUUGUUUUACAGAAAAUUGAACUUUGCUUCUUCAGCACAUCGUGAGUAAAUUCAUUUUGCUCAAGCUUACUUCCUGGCUUUGAUAUCUAUUCAGACAUAAACUUCUUUUGUGCAAGGUGUCUGUUGAGAGGUAGGGCAGUCAACUGAAUUAUUUAAAAUCUUACAGCAGUUAGGCUAGAUUUAUGCAAUAUAACUUUUCAUGUAUAGGAGCAAGAGCACGAAGCAGUGAUUUCCAGUGAAGCACCUCUGAAGUGCAUGCUUACUCCCUGCAUAGGGAUAUGAUUCACAGACUUGUGUUACAGAAUUACUCAGAAAAUCUGGAACUUAUGGACAUUUUUAGCUUUAAUUUUAAGGUCAUCUUAUAAAAAUCUGCACCCAUUGUUGAUUUCAGGAAGUGAAGAUUAUAAUUUCCAGGAUAGGAACCACAAAAAAAAAAAAAACGGCAGAAUCAGACGAAUACAUCCCAUAUUUUUAGUUACAAGUGAUUUAUUCCCUGGUCUCGGAAGAAAUUAAGUCCAAUGGGAUUGGUUAACAACUUCAGAGUAAAUAAAAGAUGCUCCUAAGUAGGGUAGCGUGUUUAAAAUUAACAGUAAAUGAACGUCAUGGACUUUGGAGCUAUUAGAAAAUGAAUGGUAAAGAUGAGAAGACUUUACCUUUAUCAUUUGUCAAAUGGUAAAGCUGAUUUCAAAACCAAUUUGUAGGUUUUAAUACACCAUAACAUUUGAUAAAAUGUGUACAAAUUAAUAAUACAUGUAUGUGAACUGUUACAUUUUUGUACUGUUAAGCUGCCUUGUAUAUUGCAGUGUGACUUCUGGCAGUAUUUAUGUUGAAAGCUAAUGUUUUAUCUAGCAUUUACAUUUUAAUUUAAUAAAAUGCUUAUCCAUUUGUGCAGAAUUAAAUGGAGACCAUCUUUUAUAGCACAGUUUAAAAAUAACUUUAAAACAGGUGUUCCAUAUGUUCUACAGACUCAUUUAACAUGUAUAGCUAUCUUGUAGACUUGUAUUGUGGAUGUGUAAAUAAUUUUGUUUCAACUGUUUUUUUUUUUGUUUGUUUUUUAUUUUUAUUUUUUAACACAGCAUGUAAAGGCAAAAUAAAAUACUCCCAACAA
Messenger RNA from Protopterus annectens (West African lungfish), 8152 nucleotides. It is a transcript of the gene SEMA6D, whose product is annotated as semaphorin 6D. Gene Ontology annotation, biological process: negative regulation of axon extension involved in axon guidance; semaphorin-plexin signaling pathway; negative chemotaxis. NCBI's taxonomy places the organism in Eukaryota, Metazoa, Chordata, Ceratodontiformes, Protopteridae. The transcript has 20 exons. Gene Ontology annotation, molecular function: semaphorin receptor binding; chemorepellent activity. The record is from RefSeq and is a predicted model, not a curated record. Bases 935 to 4171 code for a protein of 1078 amino acids.